Porites evermanni is the source of this 837-nucleotide messenger RNA. NCBI's taxonomy places the organism in Eukaryota, Metazoa, Cnidaria, Anthozoa, Scleractinia, Poritidae. The record is from the annotation of a GenBank genome assembly.
GGACCGGGAGCGGGAGUACACAACCAUGAGGUCCAGGAUUUGUUUGUGUUGGUUUGUAAGCUGCUCGAGUCCGAUCACCGCAUGCGCCUUCAUAGAGCACCACACGACUCCGCUCAAAAUGAGGCAGAAAGGACUAAUGCUGCCAUCCGCGAAGCUCUCGCGACCGGGCGACCAGUGGAACCACCUGCCGAUCCAUUUCAUGGACUUACGGCCUCUCAAAUGGAAAGCAUGACCUUAAAAGAGGUUGAAGAACAUUGCCUUUCGUGGAAGGUAGGAAAUACCUGGAAGUUGGCUAGAGAAGUGUCGGAGAGAAUUCAUGACGAGCCGGGACCUGGAAAACAUGAUUUUCUCAUCUCUGUUCCCAGUUAUCCAAAGGAACAGCAGAUUUUGCACUUCUUGGCCAAGUAUCUAAUUCAAUGGAAGAAGGCACCUGUCAACAAGAGACCCACGAUGUGUGGGAAUGCCUUAUUUCUGAAACUACAGAGGCUGAAGGAUGAUCACGUGAGGCAAGGACAUUGCUACUUAGAAUACCUCAAGUUCACGUGCGAGCCAACCUGUGAGUUCUGCGAGCGCGAAGGUUGGUCUGCGGGGGUUCCUGGGAAUUGGUUUCCUGUUCCUACUCGCAGCAAUACUACGCCGCGUACAUACAUUCCAUCUGUUGUGCCAAGAGAGGAAAUCGAUAGCCUCCUGCCAAGCAUCCAAGUUAAGCGAUUGUUUGCCACUGGGAGGAAGGUCCACAGCAAAGAGGUGCAGAAAUUGUGCAACGACUUUUUGAUUGACGUGAAUGCCUGUAACCACUUCAUAGAGCACCAAAAAUUCCUUGCAAUGAAAGCAAAA